Molecule: messenger RNA, 1307 nt
Organism: Anopheles stephensi (Asian malaria mosquito)
Lineage: Eukaryota; Metazoa; Arthropoda; Insecta; Diptera; Culicidae
Gene: Ttc1
Product: tetratricopeptide repeat protein 1
Exons: 2
Coding region: 183-1079 (298 amino acids)
Molecular function (GO): protein binding
Source: RefSeq, a predicted model, not a curated record
ACCUUGCACACACGCACACACAGCUGGAAGAAGUAGAUAAACAUUCGCAACACUCCACACCGAAGGAAAAACUGUAAAUAGCGGAACAGUAAACCCCAUUUACGUACUCGCGUUCCAGAAAAAUCUUUUGCAUCGAGUGAAAACAUUUUCCAACACCUCACACAAUCGUUUCACCGUUCUAAAUGGGUGAUAAGAUACCAGCACCAGCACAGGACACUUCCAAAAGCGAUGACGAGCAGUUCGAGGAUGCCCAGUGUAAGGAAGAGUUCAAUGAACGGGCGGUCGAUGAAGUUAUCGAAAAGGUGACCGGAUUGUCCACCCGGAAACCACCCGAUACCGAGACGGACGUGUUUGUCGAUUGUGUUACACAUACCGGGGUGGAUCCCGGAACGAACAAGGCAGCGGAUGACGGUGGUGAGUCAGCGCAGCAAAACAGUGGCAGUGAUGAUGCAGUAGAGCCAGCGUUCGAGGACGAUCUAGUCGAUGAAGACUCUCAGCGAGACUACGAGUGUGGCCUGUCGGAGGAGGAAAAGGCAGCGAACAAAACCAAAGCGGAUGAGCUGAAGCAGCAGGGAAACGAGCUGUUUAAGCAGGGCGAGCACUUGAAAUCGUUGGACCUGUACACGCAAGCCCUUCGAUUGUGUCCGCUGGACCGUGUGGAACCGCGAGCCAUACUGUACGCGAAUCGUGCCGCGGCCAAAACGAAGCUGGACCGCAAACGUUCCGCACUGGACGAUUGCACCAAAGCGCUAGAGUACAAUCCAAACUACGUGAAAGCGUUGCUAAGACGUGCUAAUCUGUACGAAGAGACUGACAAGCUGGACGAAAGUUUAGAAGACUAUCGGAAGGUCCUGGAGCUGGAACCGGCAAACAGUGAGGCACGGUCCGCCACGGUCCGAUUGCCUCCCAAGAUAGCGGAACGAAACGAACGGCUAAAGGAGGAAAUGAUGGGCAAGCUGAAGGACCUGGGCAACAUGAUACUGCGCCCGUUCGGUCUUUCGACGCAAAACUUUGAAAUGAAGCAAGAUCCUCAGACCGGUUCGUAUUCGAUCAACUUUAACCAGGGCGCUAAACAAUGACGUGACGAUUUUGCCGGGCGGAAGUUUGAGCGAAGGUUCGGAUGAUUUGGCGGUGUUUUUGAAGAUAUGCUGUAAAUAAUCCUCUACUGGCGCGCGCGCGCGCGCAUGAGGUUAAAAACACACGACAACUUUUCUCUGUGAGUCUAUUUUACAUUAACUUCAUUUUAUGAGGGUCAAUAAAUAAAGCUAACAUAAAAAAGGCGAUGAAUGCAUCACUGUACGGAACAG